AGGUCAUAAACUCUCCUCUCUAGCUGGAGGGUACUGUGGAACCCUGGCAGUUGGCACCAGAAUCAAUGUCAGACGAAACGUUUGAACGCCAACAGCUCCAACGGUUCGGGAACUUCCAACGGUUCUGAAAACAGGAGGGGCCAACUUUGGAGAAGCAGAUAAAAACCAUGGAUGCUGAGGAAAGUUCCCUCCCUGUCAGCAUAAACCCUAAUAACUUCCCUGCCAAGCUGUGGCGCUUGGUGAACAACCCGGCCAACAAAGCCAUCUGCUGGGACAACUUCGGCGAGGUCGUCAUCAUUGAUCAACAUCUCUUCGAGAGACAGAUCCUGUCCCACAACACCGCCACGUUGGACAACGCGGACGCCUUCAAAACGACCAACUUCUCAAGUUUUGUCCGUCAGCUCAACCUGUACGGCUUCAGGAAAGCAGAACCGGCUAUUAAAGACAACCACCACGCCAGUGGGGCGCAUCACCAUUUUCACAACCCAAACUUCAAGCGGGACCGCCCCGAACUUGUUGCUAGUCUGAGGAGACUUACUGUGGACAAUAAGGCGAAGCUGCAAGCUGGCCUGAACAUCAACUGUCGGCGCCCGAGCCGAUGCCAGCGAUUCAGUGGGGGUGAUGAUGGCAGAGAGAAAAAUGUUAAAAGAGGCCGCUCUUCACUUAGCCCCACACAUCAGGAGUCAACUCAUCCUUACUAUCCAAAUAAAGACCAGGCCACAACGGCGCACAAUGGAACCCCUGUCCCACCACAAUACCUGAUAAGGGGCCAUGGUGCCGCUUAUUCUCCUACUGUCUUUGGUGCAGACAAAGGGAUACCAGUAUCCUUAAGCCACCACUACACUGGAGUAGCCUCAAGCUCCAAUGCGGUGCAGAAUUACCAGGGUUUACUGGCCCGUGCGAACCAUGCAAGUCCAAAUUUCACCAGUUUUGAUCCUCCUAAUGCACAAUAUCAGCCUGGCUACUUUUCCCCAGCUUGCCAGUGCUACCAUUCGAACCUUGUGGCAGCACAUAUGACAGGUAGUGGCCUUCAGACUUAUUCUCCCCACAGUUAUUACCAGCCAAGCUACCCCGUGAAUAUGUUGUGCCGUGGGGACAACAACCAGGACUUACAGAAUAAGGAAAUCCAGGAGGUGAAAAAAUGUGACAUUAACUUGGAGAGAAUUUUCCAGAUAGCAGAUGAGGUGAUGCAAACUCCGUCCAAUAGCUUCCUGGUUAGGGUUACAACCCCAGAGAAGCCUGGCCCCGUGUCAGUGCCGUCCUCCAACACCUGUAACGCCAUGUUGUAUGACAACCCUGCCAGCACCGUGAAAGCAAACCCUUUGUGUGGACCCAUUAUAAUGGCUGUGUCAGACAAUGCUAAUCUAGUCACAUGCGAACAGCAGGAGGAAUAUGUGGUGUCAGUAUCUGAGCAAAUGCCUGAAGAUGCCAUAUUUGAGGUUACCAGUGAUGAUGCAAAGGACACUGAGGUCAUAGGUGUGGAGGUUAGCGACACUCUCAGGGAUACCAGUCAGGCUUACAACAGCAGCUGCACAGGAAGUACACCUAAUGUUUAGAUGUCAUCUUGUUGAUUUUAUUGGCAUGUGACAGGGAGUUCUCACUAUAGCACCAGACUUCAUGCUCCACUUUAACGAUUCUUUGUUGUGAAAAACUUUGUUGGUUUGUUCUAAUUUAAUUUUCAAAUGGCAAAAGUAGUUAAAUGUUGUACAUUCUUGUGCAUUCUCAUAGUGGUUGCUUUCCUUAUUGUUAGUGACUAAAAACUAAUAUAUAUUAAUUUAAGUAACAGAUAUAUUACUUGUACCACAGUACAUUUUUAAAAAUUGUAAUUUUUAACCAAUUUGUGAUGUUUUUAAGAACUGUAAUUUAAAGUAUGCUUUAUACAGAUUUGCAAGUGUAAGUCUGUACUCAGCCUCUCCCCAUUUUAAUGUGCACAUUUUUUGACAAGUUGUAAAAAACUACUCAAUUGGGGGAGAAAAUGUUAUAUUAUUGUAUAAAAAUAUGAUUAUUUAAUCUAAUAGUGAUUGAUUGCUUUGUGAUGGUGACCAAGUGGUGAUUGCAUUUCCCCACCUUUUUAUUUUUCACUGCAUCCCUUCAAAUGUGCAGUGUUUUUUAAAACGUGUAACUGACAUGUUUUUAAAUGCGCAUGUGUAGAAGCAUUAUCAUUAAAAUUAAAUAUAUUUUCGACAAUGCA
Messenger RNA from Micropterus dolomieu (smallmouth bass), 2191 nucleotides. It is a transcript of the gene hsf5, whose product is annotated as heat shock transcription factor family member 5. Lineage: Eukaryota; Metazoa; Chordata; Actinopteri; Centrarchiformes; Centrarchidae. Gene Ontology annotation, biological process: regulation of DNA-templated transcription. Bases 168 to 1556 code for a protein of 462 amino acids. The transcript has 7 exons. The record is from RefSeq and is a predicted model, not a curated record. Gene Ontology annotation, molecular function: DNA-binding transcription factor activity; sequence-specific DNA binding.